GCAUCUCGUCGUAACGUUAGGUUCCCCGUUGCGCUCCACUCUUUGGUCCUGCCAAGCUGUUUGUUCCUGGAUGCGGGAGCUGCGGGCAAGCUCCACACAGUGCAGCAGCCGCUAAUCCAGCCGCGGCACUGCCUUCCCAACCACCUCCGAAUGAACGGUGAUAUCGUUUGGUGAUACCCGCACCCUUUCGUCUGCACUAUAUUGGGCGCUUUUUCAUAGCACAAUGUCGAACCUUCGAGGCAGAGGAAGUAACGCACGCGGAGGCCGAGGAGGUGCAUGGCAUGGUCAAUCCUCCGCGCUGAAAGGAACCUUUCUCAACGGCGUUUGGCACUGUGAUUGCACCCCUCCGUUGCCUGCAGUACAUUUCCAGACAAAGAAGGCAGGUCCAAACAAUGGGAAAUGGUUCCGAACUUGCCAGAAACCGCAGGAACAACGUUGCAAAUUCUUUCUAUGGGACACGGAAGCCCAUCCGCGUGAAGCUGCCGCCCUAGCGAGCAACUCGCGCAGUGAGCCUGAUCAUGGAACUACGACUACACCCCGAGCCCAACGUGCUGUGUCCCCUCCCCCAACAUACGCGCCAGACGCUGGCCCUUCAAGGAGUGGUAGGAAGCGUGACCGAGCGACAGCCCAAGAAGAGCAAGAUGAAUUCGACUUGGGCGAAGGCAAUGCUGAUAUUCGAGACGAGCUCGAUCAGGUCAUGGCAGCUGCAGAAACACCGAGCAAGAGGCCCCGCACUGAUGCUUUUGCAACUCCUUCUCGUCCAGCUAGGCGCAGGCUGCCAUGGCAGACCGACCCUGAACCCCUACCAAGUGCACUGCCGACGCCACAAACAGAAUCGCGAACCUCAAAUGAACUCUUCCCAACGCGGUUUACUGCUCCUGGAGGCUCAUUGCUCACUCCUUCACGUUACCAUUCAUCCGAAGAGUUCGGCACGGUGACACCCAGCUCCUCUCCGAACGAAACCCCCACGCCGGCUCGCUUCAAGAACGCUUCCGAGCACGAUCUCGUCCGAGAUGCCUUCGAUGUACUGCGCGAGGCGAACGUUGAGCUGAGCGAACAGACAAGAAGAAACCUGGCUGCGAUUCUUUCGAGGCAUGCGACCAUCGCUGAAGGUGUGAAGAAGGGGCGCAACGUUGCAAGAGCCUCAAUAACCGCCAAGACAGCAAAAGUAACCGAGCUUACGUAUCGCGUGAGCACGCUUGAAGCUGAGUUGGAGGCCGAAAAGGCAAAAGUUAGCCAUCUGCAGUGGACCGUGGAGCACGGGCAGCAAUCAGAUUAAUGUUUGCUUCAAUGUCAAUGUUAACCUUUAGUAUUCUGUAAUAUGGGCUUAUGGCUGAGUUGCACAAUCUGCACCCGCCGUAUCGUGCUACAUCGCGAGCGAUGUCGCGUUGGAAUAGGCCCAUCGAAACCAUGCAUUCACACAUGCCUCCUGCUGGUCAUCAUUGGCAUCUAACAGCCAGAGUCACAGGUUCUUAUCGCGGGCUGCGCAGGUGCAUGCCAAUACAGAACUAGAAAUGUAUCUGGCAUCGCUCACGUGGCAGGAUGCAGUUUUGGCGCCUAGCAUUGAUAUGAUGCUGUUUAUGAGGGCGCCACUAAGAGGUGGAAAUAGAGCCAGGGCGUAAGCGGAACUGGGAGCGUUACUAGCGUGGCAAUUAAGCGAGUUUGGGCAACUACACGUCAAGCUUUCUUCAUUUCAGGUGCAUGCU
Messenger RNA from Paraphaeosphaeria sporulosa, 1706 nucleotides. RefSeq lists its product as uncharacterized. NCBI's taxonomy places the organism in Eukaryota, Fungi, Ascomycota, Dothideomycetes, Pleosporales, Didymosphaeriaceae. Gene Ontology annotation, molecular function: zinc ion binding. The transcript has 3 exons. The record is from RefSeq and is a predicted model, not a curated record. The coding region runs from base 224 to 1279 and encodes 351 amino acids.